AUGCUCAAGUACAACGGAGUGUUUGUCGUCGACAAACCCAAGAAUAUUGGGUCUACACAGGUGGUGGAGAAACUCAAGUGGACCUUCAUCAAUGCCGCCGGAGGAAAGCAGAAGGGGGGCAGCCGAAACCCGCUGAAAAUCGGCCACGGGGGAGCUCUAGACCCGUUUGCCACGGGCGUUCUGGCGAUUGGGGUCGGAGCCGGAACCAAACAGCUCGGCGACAUGACCCACAGCACUGACAAGGAGUACAUUGCGACGGUGUUUAUGGGCCACGAAACCACCACCUGCGACCGUGAGGGCCAUGUGGUCAAGUCUGACGAUUCGAGCCAUAUUACCGCGGAGAAGAUCGAGGAGACUCUGGCAAAGUUCCGUGGCGACAUCAAGCAGUUCCCACCGGUUUACUCGUCCGUCAGCGUCGACGGAGUGCGGCUUUGGGACUAUGCUCGCAACGGACUCAAGGUGCCGUACAUUCCGUCUCGGGAGUGCCACGUGAGCAAGCUGGAGCUGGUGUCGCCGGUGAUUUCGACCCACGGAUACACUCCUCUGGGGCGGGCCAACGAGGAGGAGAUGGCUGUGGCCGCCGGAGUGGCCAAGAUCAAAAAGGAGGGGGGAGACAUGACUCGAGAAGAGUACGAAAAGAGCAAGCAAGGCCAGCCGACGGUGUCGAAAAAGCAGCUCAAGAAGAACAAGAAGCGUAAAUAUGACGCCGAGGAAGUCGCCGCCGUCGUCAGAGACCCCGUUGGUGAAGUUGAGGAGACCCACACCCACUCCAAGUCGCUGGAGGAGCGCGAAAAAGAAUACAAUGAGAAACUGGCCCAGCAGGAGGUGAAUGUUUUCAACAAGUUUGCCAAGGAGCAGGCCGAGAAGGGCUCUUUCCAACCCAAGACGCCGGUCUUCCAGAUCCGAGCUGCGGUGUCUUCGGGAACGUAUAUCCGACAGCUGGCCAAUGAUAUCUGCGAAGAGCUGGGCGUCUCGGGACAUUUGGUGGAGUUGCGACGAUUGACCCAAGGCGACUUUGGAGUGGACAAUUGUUUUCCUCUGGACAAGAUUCUGAACCAGCCGGAGGAGAUCUGGGAACACGAGAUCACCAAGGCGCUGAAAGAGGGACCCAAGUAUGUUUACACCGAGUCGGGAGUGGCAGGGGUGGUGGAGGAGAAGGGCGGCGAUAGACGAAUUACUGAGACGGAGACAGAGGCUCAGACGGAGACCGGGACUGAGACCGGGUCUGAAGCUCAGACUGAGCCCAAAGCCCAGUCAGUGGAUGAUAAGACCUCUGACAAGAAUGAGACUGCCAACAAGACGGUUGUCGAAGCCGGAGCCGAAUCCAAGAAACAAAAGACUGAGUAG
Yarrowia lipolytica CLIB122 is the source of this 1347-nucleotide messenger RNA. RefSeq lists its product as uncharacterized. NCBI's taxonomy places the organism in Eukaryota, Fungi, Ascomycota, Dipodascomycetes, Dipodascales. Gene Ontology annotation, biological process: tRNA modification; mRNA pseudouridine synthesis. Gene Ontology annotation, cellular component: mitochondrion. Gene Ontology annotation, molecular function: pseudouridine synthase activity; RNA binding. The record is from RefSeq and is a predicted model, not a curated record.